Molecule: messenger RNA, 1620 nt
Organism: Saxophila tyrrhenica
Lineage: Eukaryota; Fungi; Ascomycota; Dothideomycetes; Mycosphaerellales; Extremaceae
Gene: ERG12
Product: Mevalonate kinase
Exons: 1
Coding region: 1-1620 (539 amino acids)
Biological process (GO): ergosterol biosynthetic process; isoprenoid biosynthetic process; isopentenyl diphosphate biosynthetic process, mevalonate pathway
Cellular component (GO): cytoplasm; cytosol
Molecular function (GO): ATP binding; mevalonate kinase activity
Source: RefSeq, a predicted model, not a curated record
AUGAACGGGCACAAGGGAGCAGGAGAGGCGAAUGGUCUCUCGCAGCACAAGAUGAACGGGACGAACGGGAAGGUCAACGGGCUCAGCGACCGGUCAAAAUCGAGCGACCGAAGACGAGAAGCCAGCAACGGCCUCAGCACGUCCACCUCUCCCUCCUCACGACGAGAAUCGCCGGCCAGCGCACACAGUCGCAAGGAGUCCAACCCGCUCGCACCGCCCUUCAUCGUCUCGGCACCGGGCAAGACCAUCGUCUAUGGGGAGCACGCGGUCGUCCACGGCAAGGCUGCCAUUGCUGCUGCCAUCUCCCUUCGCUCCUACCUCCUGUGCACUACUCUCUCAAAGUCAAAACGAAUCGUCACUCUCAAGUUCAGCGACAUUGGCUUGGACCAUACAUGGCACAUCCACGACCUACCAUGGAGCACUUUCCAGCGUUCCGGCAAGAAGCGGAAGUAUUACGACCGGGUGGACAGUCUGGAUGAAGAAUUGAGGAAUGCCAUGAAGCCACAUAUCGCUACUGUGAGUCCGGACGUCGAACACCAAGCGCGGAAGAUACACCAGGCGGCCGCCAGCUGCUUCUUGUAUUUGUUCCUCUCUCUUGGUUCCGAAAGCAGUCCUCCCUGCGUGUACUCCAUGCGCAGCACAAUACCUAUCGGGCAAGGGCUGGGCAGCAGCGCCAGUGUCAGUGUAUGCUUGGCGGCAGCGCUGCUCUUGCAAUGUCGGGCGCUAUCAGGACCACACCCAGACCAGGAGAGUGAAGAAGCUGCCAAGCAGCUCCAGCGCAUCAAUCAAUGGGCUUUUGUUGGUGAGCUGGUUAUACAUGGCAACCCCAGUGGUGUCGACAACACUGUUGCUACCAACGGACAUGCUGUGCUGUUUCAACGAAAAGACUACACGCAGCCGCCAUCUGUCAACAUCCUUCACGACUUUCCCGAGCUACCUCUUCUCCUCAUUGACACGCGGCAACCCAAAGCGACUGCUGCUGAGGUGGCGAAGGUCGGCGCGCUCAAGAAGAAGCACCCUGAGGUCGUCGAGCGAAUACUAGACUCAAUCGACGCCAUCGUACGCUCUGUCUACAAGACCAUCGAGAACACGGAUUUCGAUUCUUCAUCGGCAGAAGCAGACGAGGCGAUUGCACAUCUUGGCGAGAUGAUGUCGGUGAACCACGGCCUCCUCACCAGUCUCGGCGUGUCGCACCCCAGACUGGAACGACUACGAUAUCUCGUUGAUCAGGCCGGCGUGGGAUGGACGAAGCUCACUGGUGCUGGUGGAGGUGGUUGCGCCAUUACGUUGUUGAAGCCACAACCUCGUGCGACGCAUGGUGUGGACGGCGACCUUAACGGGGAAGCUGCGACGGCAUCGCCACCCACAACGCCUUCCCAUGAACAUGGAGAUAGGUCACUAUCAUCAGCACUCCAAGAUUUGGAGCAGCAGCUCGAAGAUGAAGGUUUCGACAAAUACGCCACCACACUCGGUGGCGAUGGGGUCGGCGUGCUGUACCCUGCAAUAAUCAACGACGAAGAGAUUGACCAGGAGAUGUUCCUCACAGCUGAAGGACGAGAAGGCGUCCACGAGCUUGUCGGCGGCGGCCAGUCGGGAGCCUGGAAGUACUGGCGGCCCUGA